AUGUCUCCCCCAGAGCAACAUGAAGCUCAAGCUGUCCACAGCGAGAGCAAGCCGUCAUCUUUAAAUGACGGCACAGACAGCAGCGAUCCUAACGAGCCUGUCAACAUUGGCGAUGCGAUUAGUGAAAAGAAAAGCGAGCGCUCAGACGGAAAGCGCGAGCUAAAGGAAGGAGAUUGUUAUGAAAUCUUGGGCUACUCGUGGCCACGAUGGAAGAAAUGGACCUAUCUCGCCGCGGUCGCGUUCGUUCAAGUCUCUAUGAACUUCAAUACCUCUGUGUAUCCCGCUGCUGUUAAACCUUUGGCUGAGCACUUCCACAUCAGCGAGCAACAUGCUCGGACAGGUCAGAUGGCUUACCUGGUGACAUACUCCAUUGGUUGUGAAUUGUGGGCUCCUUGGUCUGAGGAGUUUGGCCGCUGGCCAAUUCUCCAGCUCUCUAUGUUCUUGAUCAACAUCUGGCAACUCCCUGCUGCCCUUGCUCCUAAUUGGGGCUCGCUUGUUGUUGCUCGUGCAUUGGGUGGUUUAUCUACUGCUGGUGGAAGUGUCACUCUCGGUUUGAUUGCCGAUAUCUACGAACCCGAGACGCAGCAGUUCCCUCUUGCAUUCAUCGUUCUGUCCUCUUGUAUCGGUACUAGUAUUGGUGGAGUUAUUGGUGGACCAAUCGCACGUUUCCUUUCGUGGGAAUGGUUCUUCUGGAUUCAACUCAUCUUCGGUGGUGUUACCCAGAUCAUCAUUUUCUUCAUGCCUGAAAGUCGUUCGACCAUCAUCAUGGACAAGGAAGCCAAGCGCCGCCGCAAGACUGGAGAAGACCCAAACAUCUACGGACCCAAUGAGUUGAAGACCCCCCGUAUCUCUCUCAAAGAAGCCGGCAAGAUUUGGGCGCGACCAUUCUACAUGCUUCUGCGUGAGCCCAUCGUGUUAUGUUUGUCUCUUCUGUCCGGUUUCUCCGAUGCUUUGAUCUUCACCUUCUUGGAGAGCUUCGCCAUCGUGUACGAGCAAGGAUGGGGCUUCGGAACCCUUGGCCAGGCUUGGGCAAUUAUUCCCAUCAAUGCCGCCUAUUUCAUCGCUUACUUCAGCUACUUCCCGUGGUUUUUCAGAGACCAAAAGCUUCGCCUCAGACACGGCGACGCAGCUAUUCCACCAGAGCGUCGCCUCAAGUGGCUGUUGUUCCUUGCGCCCCUCGAACCAAUCGGUCUGUUCGGCUUUGCUUGGACAUCGUUCGGUAAUUCGCGCAACGUUCACUGGAUUGGAUCAAUGAUUUUCUCCGGUUGUGUCGGUAUUGCCAACUACGCGAUCUACCUCUCCUCGGUUGACUACAUGGUCGCAUCGUAUGGUGUUUACUCCGCUUCUGCGACUGGUGGUAACGCAUUCGCUCGUGAUCUUCUUGCCGGUAUUUCGGCCAUGUAUGCCACCCCCAUGUACACGAAUAUUGGCAACAAGUGGCAUGUUGAGUAUGCAAGCACUAUUUUGGCUUGUCUCUCCUGCCUUGUUGUAACUCCUAUCUACGUCUUCUACUGGAAGGGACCUCAGCUCCGUGCGAAAAGCAAAUUCGCUGCUACCCUGGCUGCCGACAGAGAGCAAAACAAUGGCCGUCGUGUCAGCAAGAUCAGCAUCGAGCCCUGA
Penicillium soppii is the source of this 1620-nucleotide messenger RNA. RefSeq lists its product as uncharacterized. The coding region runs from base 1 to 1620 and encodes 539 amino acids. Gene Ontology annotation, molecular function: transmembrane transporter activity. NCBI's taxonomy places the organism in Eukaryota, Fungi, Ascomycota, Eurotiomycetes, Eurotiales, Aspergillaceae. The record is from RefSeq and is a predicted model, not a curated record. Gene Ontology annotation, biological process: transmembrane transport. The transcript is spliced from 3 exons.